This is a messenger RNA of Paramecium sonneborni, 2002 nucleotides long. The record is from the annotation of a GenBank genome assembly. Lineage: Eukaryota; Ciliophora; Oligohymenophorea; Peniculida; Parameciidae.
AUGUGUGAUACAAAAUGUGAAUGCAUACCUUUGUAAUUAAUCAAAUCUCUUUAAAAAAAACAAAAAAUUUCUGAAAUUGACUUGUAAGGCUGCAAUGUGGAACAUUUAACUUAAUUGAGUUAAAUAAAACAAGAAGUGGAGAAAUUAUAUUUAGCAUCAAAUCGUAUUUAAAAUAUAGAUUAUAUACCAUUAAAUAUUCUCUAUUUAGACAUUUCCAAUAAUAGUAUAGCUCAAGUAGACUAGCUAUAACAAUUACAAAAACUAAAAGUUCUUAGAUGCGGAAAUAAUUUAAUUGAAAAUUUUGAAAUUCAGUUAUCUUAACUUGAAGUUUUGGAUAUAUCAAAUAAUUAUCUAGAUAAAUUACCUAAUAAACUGCCCAAUUUACUAUCUUUGACAAUUUAUGCAAAUUCUUUUAAAAACUAUGAGAAUGAUGCUAAAAUGAAAUACAAAAAGUUAUCUAUAUUAGAUGGUUGUAUUAUUUAGCAAUCAUUAGAAAAUGAAUACAUAAUAAGACUGCAAGAACAACAAUUAGCACAGAAAUUCUAAAUUAAUAUCGAUUAUUUGAAUAAAUGGAGAUAGGAAGUUUUCAAAUAAUUAGUUUAAAAUAAAUAAUAUAAAUUAUUAACUUAGGAUCAUUUUAAAACAAUAAAGUAGUUAUUGUUAAAAAAUUUUGGUUAAAUGAAAUAUUUAUAGAUGAUUGAGAAGAGAACUAGAUAAUUAUAAUAAUUAUAAAAAUAACUAUUUAAGUGCUCUAGCAAAUUAAAAAGAGAAUAAUAGUAAAAGUAACAUGAGUAAUAAUUUUUUGUUUACUCUCUAAAGCAUUUAUUAGAGGAAGAAAUUGAAGAUGAAAAAUUAGACAUUUUGAUAAAAAAAUGCUCAGAAUAUAUAACUAAAAUGAAACAACAAAAUUUAGCAAUGUAAAUUUAGAUGCAGGGAAUUUAAUAAGAAAAUGAACAUUUGAAAGCCCAAGUAGACCAUUUUAAAUAAAUGUAUAAUUAAAUAAGUAAUUUUAUUGAUUUAAUAUGUAAUAGAACAAAUAAAUCUUAAGAAUGAGGAUUAAAAUAAUUAAGAUAAAAGCAAGGGUUUUGUAAAUUUGUAUACUUAGAUUAAAAAUUUAGAAGAGGAGAAAUUAAAAUUAUAAUUUGAAUUAAAUAGUUGUUAAGAAAGAUAGAAUGUGGAAAUUCUUCAUAUUAAAGCAUAAUUAGAAUAGUAAAUAGCUUUAUUGGGUUAAGAGAAUUAGUUUUUGAAAUAAAAGUUUAAUUUAUAAUAGGAGGAGAUUAAGAUUAAAAUGGAUUAAAUUUCUUCAUAAUAUGAAAAACAAAUAUAAUUAUAAAAUUCUGAGCAUUAAUCUUAGUGUGAUAAAAUAAGAGUAGACUAUUAAUAGAUUAUUGAUAAUUACGUUCUUAAGGAUCAAUAAAAAAAUUCAGAUAUAUUGAAGUUGAGAGACUUAUAAAACGAUUUAGAAUUAUAAAUAAGAUAAAAUAGAUAGGAGAGUGAUUUCAGUUAAAGAGAAUAUUCAAAUUAAAUUAAAGAAUUACAAUUAUAGAUGAGAUAAUAUAAAGAAAAAAUAAUAGAUCAAGAAAAUUUAAUAUUACAAUUAAAAUAGGAUUUAUAAAAGUAAUAAGAAGAUGUCUAAAAACAAUUAGAAUAAGCUAAUCUUGAGUAAUAGGAAAUUUAAAAUUAAUUAUAAAAAACAAUAUUUGAUUAGAGUAACGAAAUUUAGGAAUAGAAAGCAUCUAAAAAUAAAUUAUCAAAAUAAAAUAUGGAUUUAUUAAAAAUGAUAGAAAUGAAAGAUGGAGUAAUUCGAUAAUUAACUCUUGAAUAAACAAAGAAAAUUGAUACUAAAUAAUUUUAAGUUUCUUUAGACUAAAAAUAUCAAACCAUACCUGAUUAAAAAUUUACGACUCUUUUAAAUUGUAGUGAAUAAAAAAAACCAAUUUUAGCUGCUCAAACUGAUUUAGAAAGAAAAGCUCUAUAAAUAUUAUAAGAUGAUGAUUAUUGA